This is a messenger RNA of Sinocyclocheilus rhinocerous, 3279 nucleotides long. RefSeq names its product carcinoembryonic antigen-related cell adhesion molecule 5-like. The transcript is spliced from 13 exons. The record is from RefSeq and is a predicted model, not a curated record. NCBI's taxonomy places the organism in Eukaryota, Metazoa, Chordata, Actinopteri, Cypriniformes, Cyprinidae. Bases 23 to 3091 code for a protein of 1022 amino acids.
UUUUCUUGUUAGGAUUUCCAAAAUGGGACAUAAAUUACUCACCUUAUUCUUCACCUUAAUAUGUACAUCAGGUCUUUAUGCAGUGUUCCUGGUUCCAUCACAAAACCCUGUGGCUGUCGGGAGCAAUGUCACUAUAAGUGUGAAUGACACCCAACCCAUUAUAAUUGGGCUCUGGUUAUUUGAAUCUAGUACAUUGUUCGCGUGGUACUCAGAGGAUGUUUUUACAGGAAGUGGCCACCAAAAUGGAACAGAAUUUGACAUUUCUACAUAUCAGCUCACCUUACCGUCAGUAACUCUGAAGAAUUCUGGCCUGUAUGCAUUAGAUGCAUUGAGACCGAAGGCCCGGGCAGUGAUUACAUUAGAUGUUCAGGAACCUGUCAGUAAUUUAACUGCAUUUGUAAGCAUGACAAACCUGGUGGAGUUAAACGACACCGUGACGUUCACAUGCUCCGCCAGCGGAACGCCACUGUGGUUUUCAUGGCAGAACGGAAACUCUACGGUCACAGCAGGAGGAAGAGUUGAGCUCAGGAACGGUGGACGAGAUUUCAUCAUCAAUGGUGUGACGCGGUACGACGAAGGGCCGUUCAAGUGUCUUGUGGCAAACAAUAUCAGCAAAAGAGAGAGCCAUCAAAUGAAUCUCAAUAUAAGCUAUGGGCCCAGUAACCUGAGAGUGACAGCAUCGCCAGAGAAAUCGGUAUACAUUUCUGGUUCGGUCAUUUCUCUAUCAUGCUCUGCUGACUCCAAACCGACAGCUACUUUCUACUGGAUGUACAACGGCAAUCCUCUGAAUGUCUAUGGCCCGAGUUAUGAUCUUAGAGACACAACUCAGAACAGAACGGGAGAAUACACCUGCGUUGCCCAAAAUGCAGUCACACUCAGACAUGUUGCAGUGACAAAAAAGAUUGAUAUACUUGAUCCAAUUUCAGCAGUGGUAGUGAAUCCAGCAGGCUCUCCAGUAGAAGGCAUGGCUUUUAAUCUGAACUGUAAUGUUGUGGGGCCAGUGAACUCCAUUCAUUGGAUGAAGAAUGGCAUAUACCUGGAUGCCGACAAUAUGAUCACUUUCUCCAAUGACAACUCAACCUUGAGAUUUAACCGACUCACUCUUAGUGAUGACGGACCGUACCAGUGUGUAGCUAGUAAUGCUGUCAGCAACAUGACUAGCCUGGCCUACAAUCUUAUGGUUAACUAUGGCCCAAACAACACAGCAGCCUCUGGUUCAAAAGUAGCAGCAGUGGGAUCCAACGCAACCUUCAGCUGUUCCUCUGACUCUCGUCCUCAAAGUCAAUACAGCUGGUAUUUCAGUGGCUUAAAUGUGAAAAAUGGUUCAGUGUAUGUGACUACACCUCUCUCAAAAAACGAUAGCGGACAGUACACCUGCAUGGCCUUCAAUAGCAUUACAGGCAGAAGCGGCAAUGCCUCAGUGACAUUAACUGUAUAUGCUCCUGUCAUCGAUGUUGUGGUGAAUAUGGACAAUCAGCAACCAAUCUUCAAUCAGCCAUUCACACUAACCUGCACUGUCAGUGGGGAUGUUCAACACAUUCAGUGGAUGAAGAACGGCGUGAACCUUAACCACGACAAUAGGAUCAAUUUCACCAAUAACGACUCAGUUUUGAACUUCAACCCACUCACUCUAAGUGAUAAUGGACAGUAUCAGUGUGAAGCUAGUAAUGCUAUCAACAACAGGACCAGUCUGGCCUUUGACCUCAAGGUCAUCUAUGGUCCAUGGAACACAACCAUCUCUGGUCCAACUGUAGGAGCUAUCGAACAUAAUGUGACCUUCAACUGCUCUGCUAACUCUUACCCACCAAGUCAAUACAGUUGGUUUUUAAACAGCUCAAAGGUGGGUGAGGGUCCAGUGUUUACUAGAGCUCUCUCACUGGAUAGUGGCGGACGCUACACAUGCAUGGCCUCCAAUAACAUUACAGGCCACAGCAGCAAUGCAUCACUGGAGUUAACUUUAAGAUAUCCAGUCAGCCAUGUGAUUGUAAAUGCGGGGAAUCAGCAACCAGUAUUCAAUCAGUCAUUUACACUGACCUGCACUGCUAAUGGAGAUGUUGAACACAUUCAGUGGAUGAAGAAUGGCAUGUUCCUUCAUCCUCAUAAUGGAAUCACUUUCUCCAAUAACAACUCAACCUUGAGCUUCCAAAAUAUAAAUCUCAGUGAUGAUGGAUAUUAUCAGUGUGAAGCAAGUAAUGCUGUCAGCAACAUGACUAGCCUGGCCUAUGACCUAAUGGUCAACUAUGGUCCAUGGAACACAACAGUUGAAGGCCCAAUCAUGGCAGAGAUGGGGUCCAAUGUGACUUUCAACUGUACUGCCAUCUCUCGUCCUCAUAGUCAAUAUAGCUGGUUCCACAACAAUUCAAAAGUGGGAGAUGGUCCAGUGCAUGUGACUGCAGCUCUCUCACUAAACAGUAGUGGACACUACACCUGCAUGGCCUUCAAUAACAUCACAGGCCGCAGCAGCAACGCAUCACUGGAGUUAACUGUAAUUGAACCCAUUGCGACAGUGGACGUGAUCCCCGAUCGCACUAUUCCUCUGGCUUCCCAAAUCUUUCAUCUCACCUGUAAUGUGAAGGGACCCUACAACACACUCCACUGGCUUCGAAACAACCAGAAUCUCCAUCCAUCAGACAGAGUUACAUUCUCAGCAGAUAACGCCAUUGUGACCUUCAAAACCUUGCAGACCGCUGACGACGGGAGAUACCAGUGCGUCGCUUCAAACGCAUUGAAACAGCAUGUCAGUCGCCCAUAUGAUCUUACGGUCAUCUUUGGACCACAGAGUGUGCAGAUCAUUGUACGCCCUGGGAUUCCCCCCAUCCUGACAUGUCUAGCAGUGUCUCAGCCGCCAGCUGUGUAUCACUGGAUCUUCGAAAACAACACAGUAGUGGGAAAUCAAUCUUCCGUAGAACUUCCCAUUAAGUCUAUCUUGGGCAGCAAUUACACCUGUGUGGCCAAAAACCCUUUGACCAAUGUGACAGUCUACACCAGCCAAGUCGUCAGUUACCCCAAUGCUGCUGUCAGUGUCCAGGCGUGUGUGAUGUUGACGGCUCUCCUCGCUCUGCUGCUCCCUGUGCUGGAAGAAUGGCUCUAAUACUAAUAUUGCUGUGAACAUGGCAUCUGUCUUUGAGGCCUUUAUGUAGACUGAAUGAGGCUUGUGGUCAAAUUUAACACUUAAAAACAGCAAGAAUAAAAUCACACUGGCAAGAUCAUGCAGCCCAGAUUAGUUUAGUUAAUUUUAAAACACAUUUAAACAUUAUUCAAAGACAGGUAUGACCAUUU